Messenger RNA from Oryza brachyantha (malo sina), 1346 nucleotides. RefSeq names its product probable glutathione S-transferase GSTU6. The coding region runs from base 105 to 839 and encodes 244 amino acids. The record is from RefSeq and is a predicted model, not a curated record. NCBI's taxonomy places the organism in Eukaryota, Viridiplantae, Streptophyta, Magnoliopsida, Poales, Poaceae. Gene Ontology annotation, biological process: glutathione metabolic process. The transcript is spliced from 2 exons. Gene Ontology annotation, cellular component: cytoplasm. Gene Ontology annotation, molecular function: glutathione transferase activity.
AAUAAGGAACGGAGUGGAACGGAGGAGUAUAUACGAUUCCCUUCUCCUGAGUCUUGACAAAGCUAGCUAAUCCCUAAUCCUAUCGAUUGCUCACCGGCCGAACGAUGGCUGCGGCCGGAGCUGGAGAUGGAGGUGGCGACGGCGAGCAGCUGACGGUGCUCGGCGCGUGGGGGAGCCCAUUCCUGGUCCGGGUGCGCCUGGCGCUCAACCUCAAGGGGCUCAGCUACGAGUACGUGGAGGUGGACCUCGCCGGCAAGAGAGAGCAGCUCCUCGCCGCCAACCCCGUGCACAGGAAGAUCCCCGUCCUCCUCCACGCCGGCAAGCCCGUCUGCGAGUCGAUGGUCAUCGUCGAGUACCUCGACGAGGCCUUCCCUUCCGCCGCCGGCCUCCUCCCCGCCGACCCCUACGCCCGCGCCGUCGCCCGCUUCUGGGCCGCCUUCGUCGACGACAAGCUGCUGAGUGGGUGGCUGGGGGUCUACGACGCGGGGAAGACGGAGGAGGAGAAGGCGGCGGCGCUGGCGGAGACGCGCGCGGCGUUGGACGCGCUGGAGGGCGCGCUCGGGGAGCGCGCGGGCGGGUGGUUCGGCGGCGACAGCGUGGGGCUCGUCGACGUCGCGCUGGGCGGGUUCGUGCCGGCGAUGAUGGCGUCGGAGCCGACGACCGGGCUCAGGAUCGUCGACCCGGGGAGGACGCCGCUGCUGGCGGCGUGGGUGGAGCGGUUCUGCGCGCUGGAGGAGGCCAAGGCGGCCAUGCCGCCGUUCGAUCGCAUCCUCGAGGCUGGCAAGAAGAGGUACGCCGAUCUGCAGGCCGCCGCCGCGGCGGCGGCGGCGAGAGAAUGAGGAGCCGGCCUCGGAUCUGUCGCUUCCUGUUAUACAGGAGUACACAAUAAACGGCCAGCUUGGAAUUCAGAAUUCCGUGGAAAUAGCUACGCAUAUACUCUUUGCGCUUAAAAAUAUUUGUCAUUUAGUAUAAAAUUUGAUUAAAUUUCUAAAAUUUUGAAAAAUAAUUUUGUGUUGAAAUAAAUUUAUAGAAUCUAAUAAGUUUAUGAUAUUAUGUUUUAGGGCUUGUAUUUAAGACGAGCAUUUAAGAAAGUAUGAAAUUUAACUAAAUUUUGUUCUAAACACAUAUAAUGUUUAUUAAAGGGAGUAUCAUGUUGCUUUGCCGGUAGAAUUUAAUUUUGGUGCUAUCUGUGUCAUCUCUACAUAGUUUUACAGACAAUUCGUUAAGCUUUUAAGCAAAAAACAUUUUGUUUUUGUGUGGUACAAUGCCACCUGAUCCAUAUGGAGUAAAAAUUGAAAGUGAAGCACUGUAAGAUUGCUGAUAAAGUGGUAGGUGUAUAAUUUCAU